This is a messenger RNA of Musa acuminata subsp. malaccensis (wild Malaysian banana), 1492 nucleotides long. Its product is annotated as vicilin Cor a 11.0101-like. Lineage: Eukaryota; Viridiplantae; Streptophyta; Magnoliopsida; Zingiberales; Musaceae. The record is from RefSeq and is a predicted model, not a curated record.
UGUAAUGGCCACCGGAACAGUCCAAGUCGGCUUCCCACUUCUGCUGCUUCUUUCCUCCCUCUUGGCUGCAUCCUCCUCGGGAUCCGAUCCGGAGAAGACGCGCUGCGUCAUGGAGUGCCGAGGGACCAGCGAGCGAGAAGCUGGAAGAGAGCAGGAGCGCGAGGAGGAGGCGGAGGGUGAAACAAGAGAGUACAACCCGUACUACUUCGGCGAGAGGAGCUACGAGCACUGGAGCAGAUCGGAGCACGGCCGUUUCAAGGUUCUGGAGAGGUUUUCCAGGCGAUCCGAGCUCUUGAUCGGCAUCGAGAACUAUCGCCUGGCGAUCAUGGAGGCUGAGCCCGAGACCUUUAUCAUGCCCAGCCAUUGGGACGCCGAGGAGGUCUUCUACGUAAUGGAAGGCCGUGGGACCAUAACAUUGCUUCACGAGGAAAACCGGGAGUCGCACGAGAUCAAGAGAGGAGACAUCAUGAGGAUUCCGGCAGGGGUGAUCGUUUAUGCGAUCAACAAAGCCAAAAACGAGAGGCUUCAUAUCGCCAUGCUCCUCCACCCCAUCUCCACACCUGGACACUUCGAGGAGUUCUUUGGCGCAGCCGGUAGCAACCCGGAGAGCUUCUACAACAGCUUCAGCAAUGGAGUAUUGGAAGCCGCCUUCAAUACUCCAAGGGAUAGAUUAGAGAGACUCUUCGAGCGCCAGAAGAAGGGGGAAAUCAUAAAGAUAACCGAAGAGCAGAUCAGGGCAUUGAGUCAAACCACCGGCUUCGGUGGCGGUCGGCAUUCUGCACGGUCAAAUGAACCGUACAAUCUGCUGCAGAAGAGGCCGUCGCAUGCAAACGAGUAUGGGGAACUCUACGAGGCCAGAUCUAGUGACUAUCACCGGCUCCAGGAUCUUGAUGUGGAUGUAUCCAUCGCUAACAUCAGCGAGAGAUCGAUGAUGGCACCAAGCUACAACUCCCGGGCGACCAAGUUGGCCAUGGUGGUGGAGGGAAGAGGCCACUUCGAGAUGGUCUGUCCCCGUCGCUCCGGUGACUCACGCAGGAGCGAGGAUGCAACGGAACCGGAAGGACAGCAGCGCGUCCGCUACCGGACGGUGCGAUCGGAAGUCUCCCGCGGUUCAGUGUUCGUGAUCCCUCCGGGCCACCCGGUGACCGCCGUCGCCGCCGCAAACGAGAACCUUGAGGUCCUCUGUUUCGGCAUCAGGGCGGGAAGGAACAGGAAGUGCUACCUCGCGGGAAAGAACAACGUGAUGAACUUACUGGACAGGGAAGCGAAGCAGCUGUCGUUCGGCGCACCGGCGGAAGAAGUGCAAGAGGUGUUCGACGCACAGCCAGAGUCGGUGUUCCUGCCCGGACCGGGGAGGCGGCGGGGAGAAGCGAAGCGGCGGCAGCCAUCGGUUGAGUCGCUCUUUGGUUUCGGAGGAUUCUAGAGAGCUUGAAUAAGAGGCGGCCGGCCUCGUCGUAAGCCGGUGGUAGAGAAGGUUGGAGGAGCGGGAAGA